ACAGGUCUUUAUUUUUUGAAAUAAACACACCUAUUAAUCCCUAUAUCAUUAUUUUUCUUUUCUUUGGAUUUAUAUAAAGAGGUAUGUCUUCAGCAUUUGAAUCCUUUGUUGCUGUACAUAAAUAUCAAUUAUCUUCAAUACCUGAAGAAUUAUGGCAGUCCCUUUUUAUGAAAUUGGGCGAAGAUUAUCUCGAUGCAGGUAAUUUUGUUGAGCUUCAUCAUGGUGAUCCUAUGGAAGGUUACACUCUUCACGUCAAAGCUGAUAAAACAAUUAAAAAACACAGUGAGAUAUUCUUAGUUGAUCAUGCUUGGACUACUUCUCCAGAAACAGCAAAAGAAGAAUUACGCUUAAAUCCUUCUUUGAUGGAUCGACUUGAAAAUUUGAUGAACAUUGAUCCCAUCGAUGCUCCUGUAGAUUCUGAUGAUGAAGAGGAUGACGAAAUAAAGCCUAGCGAUGAAUUAGUUCAACUUGUAGCUACUCAAGCUAAUGUCUCAGAAAAAGAAGCUAGAGAAGCAUUAAUAGCUGAGAACAAUGAAGUAGUAAAUGCUAUUAUGCAUUUAACAAUCGAUCCUGAAGCAAAAGCUGAAGCAGAUAGAUUACAGGAUCAAGUAAUGGGUCAAAUGCUUGCAAGUGGAAAGCCUCAAGAGAAAGAGGACAAGGAAAAUAGAGAAAGAUUAAAGAGAAGAGAGGAAAGAGAAAAGACAUGGAUAAAUCAACGUGUCGAGCAGAUUUACGAAAAAAUGUGGUCGUAUCUUCAAACCUAUACUUAUUCUAUUCUUCAACAAGAUGGUCAACCCAUUUCUCAAACUGCUUGGUAUAUUACUGAUGAAGUUGGCUCUGCCAUCUGCCAUUCUUCUGACCCUAAUGUCAUCUGUUUACCUUUCAUCUUUUCUCGUGGUGCAAGCGGAAUGAUUCCGUAUAGUGUUAUUUUCCCCAUUAAAGAUAUUGGACCUGGAGAAAUAAUUACAUGCGAUAUUUUGCCAAAGAGCAUUCAACGUGAAUCAGACAAGCUUGCUUAUCUUUUUGCCUUUGAAGAUAGAGUUUUGUUGGAUAAUGGUAUUCAGAGCAAGCGUAAUGAAUUAAUUGAUUUAUUCAAAGCGAAACAAGAAAAAUUGAAGAAUCAAACAUUUACAUCCGUUGAAAGUUUAAAGUAUUUGUCUGCCGAAAAAGUAUUAGAGACUUUGAAAAAGGAGGGUGAAGAUAAGGCCAAGGCUGAAAAGAUUGUCGUUUAUACUGAUACUACAUUUAUUCAACAAUACUUAAAACUGGAUAACGUCAAGUUUACAGACGAUCCUAUUAAGGCUGAUAUCAUCUGGACUAGCAAUAUGUUCGAAAGCUGGGAUUCUCUUAAAUCUCAACAAAUUAUUAAUCGAAUCCCUAACGAAGAAUGUAUUACUUUUAAAAAUAAGUUAAAUGAAUUAAUCUAUAAUACUUUUGGUCUCCCUGAUUGGUAUCUUCCUACAUAUAAUAUCACAACUCAGUUAUCAGAAUUUGUUGGUGACUUCUUAAGUAAAGAAGAUGAAGUAAAUACAAAUAUCUGGAUUACAAAGCCCUGGAGUAUGUCUAGUAGUUCAAGUCUUGAUGUUACAAAAAACCUUUCUAAAAUCAUUCGUCAAUAUGAUAAUCCAGUACCCAGAAUUGCUCAACAGUAUUUGACUUCUCCUUGUCUUUACAAUGGAAAAAAAUUCGGUCUUCAUUAUUUUGUCCUUGUCUAUCGUACUGAGCCUCAUUUAGUUGCUUGUGUUUAUAACAUGUUUUUGGUUCGUUUAGCUAAUAAAAAGUACAGCAUAGAGAAUUUGGACGAUCAUGAGAGUCAGCUUACAACAAUGAAUCAAAUGACUCAAUUAGACUGCAAGAGUUUCAUUCAUAACGUUGAAAAGCAACACAAUUUUAAAUGGGAUUUCAUUCAAAGAGAUAUUAACACAGUUAUAAAAAAUAUUUUGAUUGCUGCAACAAAUACAUCUCAACCUUUAGGUUCAUUAACAGAAAAUAAUACUUCAAAGUUGAAUACAUUUAGUGUUUAUGGAGUAGAUAUUAUAUUAACAAAUACUUUUAAGCCUAUCAUCACUGGUGUUAACUCUUCUCCAGAUUGUAUCAAAGCCUGUGAAUAUGAUUCUGAAUUUGUCAAUGAUAUCUUUUCAGUAAUUGAUGGCCGUUUUGGUAACAUCGAGAAAAGCUUAAGUAAAUUUACACCACUAUAAAAUAAAGAUUUUGGUUUAAGGAUU
Messenger RNA from Cokeromyces recurvatus, 2225 nucleotides. Its product is annotated as tubulin-tyrosine ligase family-domain-containing protein. Lineage: Eukaryota; Fungi; Mucoromycota; Mucoromycetes; Mucorales; Mucoraceae. Bases 84 to 2201 code for a protein of 705 amino acids. Gene Ontology annotation, biological process: protein modification process. The record is from RefSeq and is a predicted model, not a curated record. The transcript is spliced from 7 exons.